GGUGGAGAAAUUCUAAAGUGAAGUUCCUGUCUGAAAUAAUAUAUUCUAUGCCAGAAUUUUUUGUCACAGUUGGUUAACGACAGCGAAAUAUCAUGACGGAUAGUGAUAAGAAACCUAUGUCACGUUUAUUGAAACUUGCUAACAAAUUUAAUUGCUUCUACCUGUCAGGUUUUCAUGCAGGGGAAUGCAGAGCAUUUGUUGUUGAUGGUCAACAAGUUGGCCUUGUACGUCCAGAUGUAAUGAAAGAAUUAUUAAAUUAUCCACAGGUAUUUCAAGUACAUCCUGAAUAUGUACAACUAAAUCCAGCAUUCAGAGACUAUGCAGAAAGAAGUGCUCGAGUUGAAGAAGUUUUAAAAGAAUGGCGUGCAGGUGGAAAAUUCAUAACAUUAAGAGGAUGGAGAGAAGAAUGUUAUGAAGUACGGGCAGAAUUCAAUACUCCACCAUUAUUUAAAAUGGAUCGAUCUGCUACAUGCUUAUUUGGGAUUCGUAAAUAUGGAGUAGAUAUUAAUGGAUAUGUUAUGGAUCCUGUAAAAGGUUUAUCAAUAUGGUUACAAAAACGUAGCCCAAAUAAGCAAACUUGGCCUGGAUAUUGGGAUAAUAUGGUGAGCGGUGGAUUGAGUGUGGGAUUUGGUAUUAAUGAAACUGCUAUAAAAGAAGCUGGAGAAGAAGCCAGUAUUCCCAAUAAUCUUAUUGCAAAAUUAAAAAGUGUUGGUUGUGUAUCUCUGUUUUUUGAAAGUGAAAGGGGUCUAUUUCCCAAUACAGAAUUUGUAUACGAUCUUGAACUGCCACCAGAUUUUGUACCAAGUAACAAUGAUGGAGAGGUUGAAAAUUUUGAAUUGCUUCCAGUUAAUGAAUGUAUAGAGAGGAUACUGUCUUCACAUUUUAAAACAACAUCAGUUCCAGUUGCUCUUGACUUUUUAAUUAGACACGGAUAUAUCACAGCAGAAAAUGAGCCUAAUUUUAUUGAAAUCGUGGAAUUGCUUCAUAUACCUCUGCAGACCAUUUACAAUCAUCCACAAAAAAAAUGUAAAUUAGCUGCAAAUGGUGAGGCAAUCGAUUCUUUAAACAGAAUUUAAGUUUAACUAGUCUUUAAUUUAAAUUGCGUUAAAAAAUUAAUUGAAUGAAAUGAAAAGUUAGCUUUCUUUUGUGAUUUUCUUGUAUUUGAUCAAUUCUUCGCAGAUUUUAUAGUAAGGAAAAAGAGAAAAAAUGAUGCAAUUUUAUAUACAUAAGGCUUGCAAAAUAUUUAUAAAUCACUAAAUAAUAGUUCAAAUAUUCCAAAAAUCGAUUUACAAGAUUUUUAUGACAUUUAAAUUAAUUCUUAUUUCCAUGCAUAUUAGAAAAGAAAAAAGAAAAAAAAGAAAAAAAUAUGUAAUUUCAAUAGCUAUAUAUACUGAUUAUAAUAUUUUUACUCAUAGAUAUAAUUCUUUUUGUUAUGAUUCUAGUAGUUUUUAUAUAAUAAUGAUGAAAGUAUUGGUAAAUACGAUUUUUUGAUGAUUCUUAUAGGAAGAAUAUUUCGGAAAGUAAACAUAGAUAUUAUUAACUUAGCAAGAAUUUAAUAGGAAAGAUAUAUUUUAAUUUGUUGACUGCGAAUUUAUUGACGUUUAAUAACUUUGUAAAAUUGGCACAAUAUAUAGAUAUAAUUUAAGAACUAAUUUUUAACAUCGUUAUAUAAAAAAAAAUCACGUUACAUCUUCCUCUAAUUUUUACCAAUCAUCGAACUGAAUUUUUGCACAAUAAUGAAAAGAGAAGUUUUUGCCCAUUGUAUGAUAUCUAAACUUGUGACGAUUUUUGAUAUACAUCGAUGUCAAAUUAGAAGUAUUAUUCAUACAGCAUUCCAGAGCAUAGAUUAAGACUUCAGUUUCUAAGCGACAUGGAUAAAAAAACGAAAGAAUAACAAUAGUUUUUUCUAACGUUUGUAAUCGAACUUUUGUACUGAACUUGUACACCUAACAACAACAACAAAAGUGCAUAUGAAUGCCAAUGCAGUAAUAUCGUAAUAUUCUGCGUAGAAUUAAGACAGAAUUCAUUCACAGUAUUAUGGACGUGAAUGCACAGUAUACUGUUUGAUAUGUUUAAAGUAAGGAACAAAUGAAAAAAAAAAAAAAAAAAACAAACAAA
Apis cerana (Asiatic honeybee) is the source of this 2118-nucleotide messenger RNA. RefSeq lists its product as uncharacterized. NCBI's taxonomy places the organism in Eukaryota, Metazoa, Arthropoda, Insecta, Hymenoptera, Apidae. Gene Ontology annotation, molecular function: 8-oxo-dGDP phosphatase activity. The record is from RefSeq and is a predicted model, not a curated record.